CAUCCCUAAUAAGAACAGGUAGAGGAACAACACAAAAUGGACGAGGAAUUGGAGUUAAUCAACAGCAACUUGAGCAAUGCCCUGGCCAAGCUGAAAGACAGCAAAAGCGACGAUCUGCAGGAUCGCAAGAAGAGGAUGGCCCAGCUGAUCCGCCUGCACCUGCAGCACGUGCAGACCACGGUAAUCACGCACAGGCGGAGGACGCAGCAGAGGACCAGGCGGCGGUUCAGGAUGCUGCGCUCCUUCUUCAUGCGCCAGAUGAUGGAGAUGCACUCGAACUACCUGCAGAUGUACGCCAUGCUGCGCUUGAAGCAUUCCCAGGCCGAGGAGUCGGACUCCGAGGCCAGCGACGAGGGUGAACAGCCGCCCGAGGAGGCGGACCUGCUGACAGAUUUCCCCAACUUCGACUCGCACUUCUUUGAGCAUGUGAUCCCCGAGAUGAGCGAAGAGGAGUUCCUCAACACUCUCCACGUGUCCCGCGGAACCUUCGAGACCCUGUGCAAACAGCUGGCCCCCACUCUGCGGGUUUCGGAGGAACUGACUCGAAAAAUGCCUGCCAUUUCGCCCGAAAAGUGCGUGGCCCUGGCCCUGUACUUCCUGGCCAGCGGCGAGCGGCUCUCCUUGAUUGCCGAGCGCUUUUCCCUGCCCCGGCCCAGAGUUAUCAAGUGCCUCAAGGUCUUCUGCAACGCCGUCAUGUCAACUUUGGGCCGGGCGCUUCGCCAGCUGCCGCACAACCCUGUGGACUGCAACAGUGUGGCCGAGGGCUUUCAGCGCGAGAGCAACAUGCCCGCCGCACUCGUCGGCGUCCUGGGCGUCUGCUCUAUUCCCAUCCGGGCCAAUGGCGAUGCCAAAAACUGCUUGCUGCGCAUGGAGUAUCUCUUGGACGAUCGCAUGCUCUUCCGGGAGCUGCAGUUGGGUUGUGGAUCGCGGGCCACAAUGGCGCCCAUGUUUUCGUACGCACCCAACACCCUCUCGACCCUGCCCAAAUUCCGGAUCAACUCCCGUCCGGUUCCGGCAUUUGUCCUGGCUCCAGUGAACCAGAACUAUCCCCUCCGCCCCUGGUUGCUGCAGCGCUAUACGGACCCGAUCGCCCCGCACGAGCACGACUUCAACGAGGUGGCCGAGCACCUGCAGGAGUUGAGUGACUGCGCCCUGCACCGCCUCAUGUCCCGCUGGAGUUUCCUCAGCCAGCCGCUGGACAUUAGCUUCCACACGGCGUCCUGCAUCAUCACAGCUGCCGCCGUGCUGCACAAUCUGCUGGAGGAACUCAGUGAGCCGCACAUGCUGGAGUGGGGCAAUUCGGUGGAUGUGACCAAGUUUCGGGCGGAGCCGCUGUCCGACACAAUUGAAGAGGAUGCGCAGUCCCAUGCGGCGCUUGAGGUGCGCGACUUCCUAGCCAGAACCAUAAGCUCCACAGAAAUUUAAGCCUAGCGAUAAAAACUAGUUUUAAAUACUCAUAAACAUAGCGAGAAUCCCCUAAUAUCGCUGA
Drosophila biarmipes is the source of this 1489-nucleotide messenger RNA. RefSeq lists its product as uncharacterized. The coding region runs from base 37 to 1425 and encodes 462 amino acids. The transcript has a single exon. Lineage: Eukaryota; Metazoa; Arthropoda; Insecta; Diptera; Drosophilidae. The record is from RefSeq and is a predicted model, not a curated record.